AUGACUGAAAUACAGAACUUGAGUUCACAGGCAAAAACACUAAAGAAACUAGCUUAUCAAUCUAGAAAAGGAAUUUCAGCAGUAAUCCUACCUACCAGAGAACAACUAUCUACUCCUAGUAUUUGUAGAUCUGAGCCAACUCAUAUACAGAUGAAAAACAAAAAGAAACAAUCAUUGCUAAAUGAAGAGAAUGGAAAUCAGAAUUUGAUCACACAAGUACAAGAUAUCAGAUACAAAGUUGAAGUUAAUGAGAAUACUGGAAAACAAAGAUAA
This is a messenger RNA of Acaulospora morrowiae, 273 nucleotides long. NCBI's taxonomy places the organism in Eukaryota, Fungi, Glomeromycota, Glomeromycetes, Diversisporales, Acaulosporaceae. The record is from the annotation of a GenBank genome assembly.